Hypoxylon trugodes is the source of this 3186-nucleotide messenger RNA. Its product is annotated as Aspartate/glutamate/uridylate kinase. NCBI's taxonomy places the organism in Eukaryota, Fungi, Ascomycota, Sordariomycetes, Xylariales, Hypoxylaceae. Gene Ontology annotation, molecular function: L-glutamate N-acetyltransferase activity, acting on acetyl-CoA as donor; N-acetyl-gamma-glutamyl-phosphate reductase (NADP+) activity; NADP+ binding. Gene Ontology annotation, biological process: L-arginine biosynthetic process. The record is from RefSeq and is a predicted model, not a curated record. The coding region runs from base 285 to 2972 and encodes 895 amino acids. Gene Ontology annotation, cellular component: mitochondrion; cytoplasm; mitochondrial matrix. The transcript has 3 exons.
AUUGUACAUGUUCUCACCGCGGAUAACACUAUCGCGGCGAAUUGACCUGCCCCUCCUCAUAACAUCCUAACAAUGUGAACUUGACAACAUCUACAUUGUAGUUAUUUUUUCUUAAUCAAUUCAGAUUCUCUCCCCUCUUCCCUCUCUCUUCUCUCCCUUCCCAGGAUCUUCCCAAGCUUCGCCGGCGGCAGCUUGAUCCUCGUCGCGAUACCACGGCUGUAUAAGCCGUGGAGGUAUCAGUUGAACAAAUAUACCUCUAGUCUUUCGCUAUUCCAACAUAGACUAUGCUUUCCGCGCGCGCAGUACGAGUAGCCGUCCGGGCUGGCUCUCGCCGAGUCUCUCCUCGAGUGACACGUUUGUCCCCAGCGGUCGCCACAAACUCUGCCUUACGAACCUCGCGAGCCUCAUACUCUUCCGCUCGAUCGAACGAUUCGACGACUCGUGCCGCUGUUAUACAGGUCCUCAAUAAUGUUGGCUCUAAGCGAGAGGUUCAGCAGUACCUGUCUCAUUUCUCCUCAGUUUCCUCCCAGCAAUUCGCCGUUAUUAAGGUCGGCGGCGCUAUCUUAACCGACUACCUUGACGAACUCUGCUCGUCACUGUCCUUCCUAUACCAUGUCGGACUUUUCCCCAUCAUCGUCCACGGUGCUGGUCCCCAGCUUAACAAGCUCCUCGAAGAUGCGGGUGUCGAGCCCCAGUUUGAGGAGGGGAUUCGUAUUACCGACGGUAAGACGUUAGGUAUUGCGAGACGGCUUUUCUUGGCCGAGAAUUUGAAGCUGGUUCAACGUCUGGAGGAAAUGGGUGUCCGCGCUCGACCUAUCACCUCCAGUGUCUUCACCGCCGACUACCUAGAUAAGGAGAAGUGGAAAUUCGUCGGAAAAAUCACCGAAGUCAAUAAGGAGCCAAUCCAAACUGCCAUAGAGAAUGGAUACUUACCCAUUCUCACGUCUAUGGCGGAGACGAGGGAAGGCCAAGUGUUGAAUGUCAAUGCCGAUGUCGCAGCAGGCGAGCUAGCGCGCGAACUUGAGCCAUUGAAGGUGGUUUACCUAAGCGAGAAGGGUGGUCUAUUCGAUGGUAACGUACAAAAGAUCUCGGCUAUCAACCUUGAUGAAGAGUACGAUCACCUCAUGUCCCAACCCUGGUGCAAGUUUGGAACCCGAUUGAAGAUUCGGGAGAUCAAAGAGCUUCUAGAUACUCUACCGCGCUCAUCUAGCGUCGCCAUCAUACAUCCUGCCGACCUUCAGAAGGAAUUGUUCACGGAUUCUGGAGCCGGUACUCUCAUCCGCCGGGGAGACAAAUUAAUGACGGCAGAGAGUGUGGCAGACUUCAGCGAUCUUGGAAAGCUGAAGGACGUGCUUGUUAGGGACCGUGAGGUCCGGGAUGCUAGGGCCACUGUGGAUCGAUACCUUGACUUCUUACAGGGACGUAAAUUCAAGGCCUACUUUGACGAGCCAAUGAAGGCUCUCGCUGUCGUUCUUGACCCCGCCGCAGACCAAUCCUAUUCAACACUGGCUACCUUGACAAUAACGAAAUCAGGUUGGCUCACCAAUGUUGCCGACAACCUUUUUGCUGCGAUCAAGAAGGAAUACCCUAGCUUGGUCUGGACCGUCAAAUCAGAUGAUGAGAAUCUUACCUGGUUCUUCGACAAGUCGGACGGUAGCAUCGUUAGAGGCAACGAUGUCAUGUUCUGGUAUGGAAUUGAGCCAGGCGACGAGCUCAACAAACUAAUGCGAGAAUUCACUCUUCAUGGCCGAGCGAUGCUUGGUGACUCCAACUUGGAGUCUCGACUCCACCGGGCAGCUCAGGUUGCUUCUGAAAAUCUACGAGCACAUUUCGCCUCUGGUUCUGUUGCCAACCAGGCACGUGGUUACUCGACUCUUGCCCGUCGUCCCGUGCUAGGAAAUGCCGCUACGAGCACCUUCUCGCGGGGAUCGCGCAGGGGUUUUGCGACCGAAACCAACCCCAACCCGCCAUAUGGUAAAAAGCAUGCCUCUAACACACAACCAUCCAGAGUUGCUCUGAUUGGCGCUAGGGGCUACACCGGACAGAAUCUCAUCAGUCUAAUUAACACCCAUCCCAAUUUCGAACUGAAGCACGUAUCAUCCCGAGAACUAGCAGGUAAGAAGCUAGAGGGCUACACCAAGAAAGAGAUCAUUUACGAAAACUUGAGCUUCGACGACGUUCAUGAGAUGGAGAAGAAGGGCAAGAUAGAUGUGUGGGUUAUGGCUUUACCUAACGGUGUUUGCAAGCCAUACGUCGACGCUAUCAACAAGGCCAAGGAAUCCUCUACAAGGGAAGACAACAGCAUUAUUGUGGACCUCUCCGCCGAUUACAGAUUCGAUAAAUCGUGGACGUAUGGUCUUCCCGAGUUGGUGAAGCGAUCACAAAUCGCUCAAGCCACUCACAUUUCAAAUCCUGGUUGUUACGCAACAGCGGCCCAACUCGGCAUUUCACCGCUAGUGGAAUUCCUUGGUGGCCAGCCUACUGUAUUCGGUGUUUCUGGUUACUCGGGAGCUGGCACUAAGCCCUCUGCGAAGAACAAUGUGGAACUCUUAACCAAUAACCUCAUUCCUUAUAGUUUAACAGAUCACAUCCACGAAAAGGAAAUAAGCAACCAAUUAGGUGUUGACGUUGGAUUUAUUCCCCACGUCGCAGUAUGGUUCCAGGGUAUCCAUCACACAAUUAAUAUCCCUCUCAACAAGACGAUGACGUCGCGAGAUAUCAGACAGAUGUACCAAGAUAGGUAUGCGGGUGAGAAGUUAGUCAAGGUGGUGGGAGAAGCCCCGUUAGUAAAAGCCAUUAGCGGGAAGCACGGUGUUGAGAUUGGUGGAUUUGCCGUCCACAGUUCAGGAAAGCGGGUGGUUAUCUGUGUGACGAUUGAUAACCUAUUGAAGGGUGCAGCGACACAAUGUCUACAAAAUAUGAACUUGGCUCGCGGAUAUGCGGAGUUUGAGGGUAUACCCCCUAUGGAUUAGAAAGGGGCUUAUUCAAUGUUUCUUACUUAAGGAAGGCCAAGGUGGUAGGCAUUUCUUUCAGGGUUUGAAUGCUUAGGGGUUUAGAAGACACUUGUAUAUACCUAGUACUGAAAAAAGCUAAGCGGAGCCUUCACGAUGUUAGAAAUAAAGAUGUUUAUGAAACCCACAAAACUAGAAGUCAUAUUAGAUGCGAAUGAUCAUAUGAUAAUUGUCA